AUGGAGAAGCAACAGCUUAGAAGAAUAAAGGUUAUCUCUUCACAUUUGAAGGAAUCGGAUAGAGAUCAAUUGGAUUGCAAUAGCACUGCUGCAAAGUCACUCCAUGAGUUGGUUGUUCGCGCACAGACUCAACGUAACCAGAAGAGCACACUCUCUCUCAAGGGUUUGGAGGAGUUGAAGACCUACGUUGGCAAGGACAUUGGUAUCACCCAAUACCUCAAGAUCACCCAAGACAGAGUCAACGACUUUGCCGAGGCCACUGGUGACUUCCAAUGGAUUCACGUCGACCCUGAGCGUGCUGCUGCCGAGUCACCAUUCGGAGGACCAAUCGCUCAUGGCUUCUUGACAUUGUCACUGGCACCAAUGUUCGCCGAGGAGGUGAUGCCCAAUGUCGAGGGCGUCAAGUACGGUGUGAACUAUGGCUUCAACAAGGUUCGCUUCUUGUCACCAGUGCCAAUUGGCAGCAACGUCAGAGGAAAGUUCAACCUUCAAGAGCUGACCGAGGUGUCUGGCGGCGCCCAAGCCAUCAUCAAGUUGACCUUUGAGAUCGAAGGCUCCAACAAGCCAGCAGCAAUCUGUGAAUGGAUCAUCAGGUACUACCUUUAA
Acytostelium subglobosum LB1 is the source of this 606-nucleotide messenger RNA. RefSeq lists its product as hypothetical. Lineage: Eukaryota; Evosea; Eumycetozoa; Acytosteliales; Acytosteliaceae. The coding region runs from base 1 to 606 and encodes 201 amino acids. The transcript has 2 exons. The record is from RefSeq and is a predicted model, not a curated record.